Molecule: messenger RNA, 1469 nt
Organism: Chiloscyllium plagiosum (whitespotted bambooshark)
Lineage: Eukaryota; Metazoa; Chordata; Chondrichthyes; Orectolobiformes; Hemiscylliidae
Gene: cmpk2
Product: cytidine monophosphate (UMP-CMP) kinase 2, mitochondrial
Biological process (GO): dTDP biosynthetic process; dTTP biosynthetic process; dUDP biosynthetic process
Cellular component (GO): cytoplasm; mitochondrion
Molecular function (GO): nucleoside diphosphate kinase activity; dTMP kinase activity
Source: RefSeq, a predicted model, not a curated record
GUUUUCGUUUCCUUGCGAUGUACCGAUCGGGCUUCGCUUUCAGUUUCCCGACGCGGUGUUUUGUUUACUGAGGGCUGCGUUUCGCUUCUGCAGAGGCGGCGGUUUCGGUCCGAGGAAGUGCCCUCAGGGAGCGGGCGGUACCAUGAAUGUUCGCUGCAGCUUUCAGAUGGCUCAGGCACUGGGCUCGGCGCUGUACAGGGAAUGGGCCAAGAGGCUGUUUGCGAUCGAGUGCUGCAACAACUCAGAGCCGCUUUACUUCGCCCUGAGCCCGUCCCCUGAGGGGCCCUGGGACGAGAGCUCCCGUCUGCACCAGGUGCUCAGCCGCGGCGAGAGCUACUCGCUCUGCGUCGCCUCCGAGAACAGGGUUGAAGGCGCCGAGUCCUAUGCCCGGCUGCGGGCUGAACUCACCGCGCUGCCCCCGAGGUGCCGCGUUAUGGAGCUGAUGGCGUUCUCCCCCGGCAAACAGGGAUCUCUGAUCAAGGGAUUCCUGGUGCAGGACGAUCGCCAUCACGAGGGCACAGAGCGUCUCCUGCAGCGUCUGGUCCGUGAGAGCGGGCAGACCACUCUGUGCAGCUACACCAGGGAUGGUGCUGGCAGAAUCUGGCAGAGACUCCGGCUCCUCACUGAUGGGCAGGACAGGGAGAUCUCCAGGAACUGUCUCUCUCUGGCCGCAAGACCAGAGCUCCAUCCCUCGGUGUUGAACAUCAAAAACUCAGUUAUAUUCUUCAAGUACGAAGAUGCUUACUGCGUUUUGAAAGAGUGUGUUGAAACAAUUCCUAAAGCCAAGGAAAUUCUGCAAUUAGCGGAUCAAUAUGACAGGACUCCUAGAAAGGGCCUACAUCCAGUAAUUGUGAUAGAAGGACUCGAUGCAACAGGUAAAAGUACAUUGACUGAAGCUUUAAGAGACUCCCUCCAAGCAACGCUUCUAAAAUCCCCACCAGACUGCAUUAGCCACUUGAGAAAAACAUUUGAUGCAAAGCCACCUCUUAUACGACGGGCUUUUUAUGCAUUGGGCAAUUACAUUACUGGCUCCAUCAUAGCAAGAGAAUCUGAAAAGUCUCCGGUAAUUGUGGAUCGAUUCUGGCAUAGCACUGCAGCCUAUGCUAUUGCAACAGAAGUCAGUGGAAAACUAGAGAACCUGCCACCACCACAUCAUGAAUUAUACCAGUGGCCCCAGGAUCUAAUUCGACCGGAUUUGGUGCUGUUGCUCACAGUUGAUGCAGAGGAGAGAGUCCGUCGUCUAGAACAAAGAGGAGAGAUGAGAACAAGGGAAGAAAUCGAGCUGGAAGCAAACAGUAUAUUUCGACAAAAGGUGGAAGCAACUUACAGAAGAAUGGAGAAUCCAGCAUGUGUUGUGGUCGAUGCCAGUGCUUCGAAGGAAGUAGUCUUCAAGAAUACUCUUCAUGUAAUUAAGAGAUAUUGUGGCAUUGAACAAACUUGACUUCAUACAUUGGUGAAAUCCAACUGCU